Messenger RNA from Pyrgilauda ruficollis (rufous-necked snowfinch), 2476 nucleotides. RefSeq names its product leucine rich repeat, Ig-like and transmembrane domains 3 (gene LRIT3). Lineage: Eukaryota; Metazoa; Chordata; Aves; Passeriformes; Passeridae. Gene Ontology annotation, molecular function: protein binding. The record is from RefSeq and is a predicted model, not a curated record. Bases 59 to 2023 code for a protein of 654 amino acids. The transcript is spliced from 4 exons.
GGAUGCCUAGGAAUAAAGCCUUCACAUUUCUUCAUGUCAGUUCUUCUGGGAGGAAGCCAUGUAUCUGUUUAUUUGCUUCUACCUCCUAAUGAGUUUUUUUGAAGAAGUUCAUGGCUUUUGUCCUUCACAAUGCACUUGCGUUUACCAUGGCAGAAGUGAUGGCACUGGAACAAGAUCUGUACUCUGUAAUGACCCUGACAUGUACGAGAUCCCUGUGAAUGUUCCUGUGGAUACUGUAAAACUGCGUAUAGAGAAAACUGUCAUACGAAGGAUUCCCACUGAAGCCUUUUACUACCUGGUAGAUCUCAAAUACCUGUGGGUCACUUACAACUGUGUAGCCAACAUUGAUAUCAGCAGCUUCUACAACUUGAAACAGCUGCACGAGCUGAGGCUGGAUGGUAAUCUGCUUUCAACUUUCCCUUGGGAAUCCCUGGCCGAGAUGCCCAACUUACGGACUCUUGAUCUCCACAACAACAAGCUGACCAGCAUUCCCGCUGAUGCUGGCCGCUUCCUGAGAAACCUCACCUACCUGGACCUAUCCAGCAACAAGCUGACCACCUUGCCAUCAGACCUCAUGGACAUUUGGCCCCCCUUCUCAGGAGCUAUCGUGUCCAAGAGCACAGACAUUCUGGUGACACAGAGAGUAAUCUUGGGUUUUCAGGACAACCCAUGGUUCUGUGACUGUCGCAUUUCAAAGCUAAUUGAAUUUUCCAAAAUUGUGGACACCUCCGUUGUACUUCUUGAUCCAUUGGUUUCAUGUAGUGGACCUGAGAGCCUGGCAGGAAUCUUGUUCCAGAGAGCUGAGUUAGAGCAGUGUCUUAAACCAUCUGUGAUGACCUCAGCAACAAAAAUCACCUCCCCGCUGGGCAGCAACGUCCUGCUACGCUGUGACGCCACGGGCUACCCAACACCACAGCUCACUUGGAAUAGGUCAGACAAUAUUCCAGUGAACUACACAGUAAUUCAAGAAAGUCCUGGAGAGGGUGUUAGGUGGUCCAUAAUGAGCUUGACAGGAAUUUCUUACAAGGACGCAGGAGAAUACAGAUGUAAAGCCAAGAACUUGGCAGGAAUGUCAGAAGCUGCCGUGACUGUCACAGUGGUUGGUGUAGUUACUACAACUGUGUCACCACAGAAGUUUGGGAGGAAGCCAGAGGCUGAGAGGCAGAAUACAACUCAGGAGGAAUCCAAGCAGGAGCCCGAGAGGACAACCACACCUCUUCCCAUCACACCAACCACCACAGCUCUGGUGAGUACUGAAAGAUCAACCAGCAUGACAUUUACUGACAAAAAGCAAUCCAGGCUCAUGUUGGAUGGAAGGAAAGUUUCAAAGGCAGUGACAAAUGGAAACAGAAAGCAGAUUGGAGAUUCAAGCAAGAAAGGUGAGGAUACUUCAUUGAACACAGCAGGUGUGGCUGAGCAAAAUGUUACUGUGAAGAACCUAAGAGUGAUCAGUGAAUCUGAUGAAAGAGUGACCUUAACUUGGAAAACUGUCAAUGCCACAGGUAAUUCCGCUGUGACUGUGUUAUACUCCAAGUAUGGUGAGAAGGAUAUGUUGCCUCUCAGCACUGAUUCUAACAAAAACAAAGUCACAAUCGAUGGUUUGCAACCUAGUACUCAAUAUAUGGCAUGUGUCUCACCCAAAGGCGUGCCACCUACAAAAGAGCAGUGUGUUGUUUUCUCCACUGAUGGGUUAAAUGAUGAAAGCAGCUCUGAGUUUUCUAUCCUGAUAGUGGCCAGCAGUGCAGCAUGUGUGGUUGUUUUACCUUUGAUAUUUUUCUUACUCUACAAAGUUUUAAGACUUCAUUUGAAACCAAAGUCUGCAAAGGAAGCUGAACUUGCAAAAGAGACUUAUGUGCAAUUUGAAACACUGUCUCUGAAGCCUCGAACGCUGAGUGCAGGAGACCAGCUCUGGGCACGAAGGUACACGGAUGAGUCAGAAAGACUUCUCCUUUGCUCUAGGUCAAGCAUGGAUUCUCAAAUGACCUUCAAAAGUGAGGGCUCCAGGUCUGAGUAUCUGUGCUGAACAUGGGUGAGGGUGGAGAUGAAAUAAAUAAUAGGUAUAAUUAAUUCAAAAUGGUGAUGCUGCAUCUGGAAGCAGGUUGAUGCUAGAUGGUGGUCAGAACACAUUAUCUGGUGUAAUAGAGUCUUACUGGAUGUUGGUGGCUAGGAGGGGGAAUAGAAGAAAAAUGUUGCCUGUUUAUUUUCUUAUUUUUUAUGUUUGUGAUUUUGGAUAUGAAGGAGUGAUGGUCUUCCAAAGAAAAAUACAGCAUGGAAUGGCUCUAUGGUUAAAGGUAUUUUUUGGUUUUAUUAAAACAUUGUUUUCUCUUCUCUUCUCUUCUCUCAUUUUACCACAUGAUGUGCUAGUGGCAUGUAUCAAACAUGAAUCACAAUCUUCUUGAAAGCUAUGUACUUCAACAUAAUAGGAAAACAGUUUUGACUACUUCUAUUGUGAUCAAAACUUUAUUUGGAUAUACAA